Exophiala bonariae is the source of this 1749-nucleotide messenger RNA. RefSeq lists its product as uncharacterized. The record is from RefSeq and is a predicted model, not a curated record. NCBI's taxonomy places the organism in Eukaryota, Fungi, Ascomycota, Eurotiomycetes, Chaetothyriales, Herpotrichiellaceae. Gene Ontology annotation, cellular component: membrane. Gene Ontology annotation, molecular function: ceramide glucosyltransferase activity. The coding region runs from base 1 to 1749 and encodes 582 amino acids. The transcript is spliced from 2 exons. Gene Ontology annotation, biological process: glucosylceramide biosynthetic process.
AUGUCCACCGAGGUCUUCGCGGUGGCUGCCAUCGCUUGGUUUGUCUUCAUAGCCUGCGUAUGUGCAAUUGGUGAUUUCUUUCUUUUUCAAUACUACCGACAGAACCCUCAACGCGCCGCCGUUCUCUCCAAGGACAAGGAUUCUAUCCCUCAUGUCACGGUAAUCCGCCCUUGCAAGGGUCGCGAGCCCUAUCUAUACGAAUGUCUCACAUCCACUUUCUACCAAGACUACCCCACCGACAAGAUCACCGCUUAUUUUUGCAUAUCCUCUCGCACGGAUCCUGCAUAUCCCAUCUUGCAGAGAGUUGCUCAAGAUUAUCAUCGACAUGACUGCCGGGUAUUCGUCGAAGAAGAUGAUGAUCAUGCGCCGUCCAAUUCACGGGCGCAGUUGGGGCCGAACCCCAAGAUCAGAAAUAUGAGCAGAGCCUACCGCGAGGCCAAGGGCGACUUGAUCUGGAUCAUCGAUUGCAACAUUUGGGUUGGCCGAGGAGUCUGUGGACGUAUGGUCGAUAAAAUCACCGGAGUCAACUCUCGAGGAACUUGCGCGGGCCCUUACAAACUGGUCCACAACCUCCCUAUCUGCGUCGACGUCGACGUGGAUCUUGAUUCGACCAAUACUGACUCCAUAAACACAACUACUGCUACCUACGAUGAUACCUCUACGACGCCACUGCUCCCUAUCAAGCGAUCUGGUCGAUUCAACACCAUCAAUCAAUACGGCGGCCGACUGGAAGAAUUGUUUCUGUCCUCCUCACAUGCCAAGAUGUACGUCGCCAUCAGCGCAGUAGCAGUCGCACCAUGCAUUGUGGGAAAGUCCAACAUGUUCCGAAAAUCACAUCUGGACUACCUGACCUCACGCCUGGCCUUGACCGAAGCGAAAGCCCAGGCACCAGCAAGUACCUUGGACUCCGAUAUCGUCCAAGCUCGGACCGGCAUUGACUAUUUCUCACAAAACAUCUGCGAAGAUCACCUCAUCGGAGAUCUCCUGUGGAAGUCCCCGCUGCCUCCCAUCUUCCCCUACAAGAUGCGGAAUCAUGGCCUCGUCUAUGGUGAUCUUGCCAUCCAACCUGUAGCAGGUAUGACCGUGGGAAAUUAUAUUGCCCGACGGGUGAGGUGGCUACGUGUGCGUAAAUUCACCGUCCCCGUCGCCACACUUGUGGAACCAGGCACCGAGAGUUUCUUGUGCAGUCUCUAUGGUGCAUGGGGUGCCACGACCAGCUCCUACACACAAGCAAGAUUUGGAAAUAGCUGGGCGUGGUUCGCGAUUUGGUGGGUGGUCGCCAUCGUUGUCUGGGCAAGCGUCGACUGGACCGUAUAUCUACUUCUUCACUCCGGCAAGACGGUCGAAGUGGGUGGUUUAGAUCAUGGUGACAAUGAGGACAACGACGAUGACGAUAUCAGAGUUCCAGGCUUUGCGAAACCCAUCGCAUCCGACAGAUUCUCACGCCGACCAUUCACGACGUGGCUGGUUUCCUGGCUCGGCCGUGAAGCAUUGGCAUUCCCCAUUUGGGCGUGGGCUAUCUGGGGCGGUGUGACUGUCACAUGGCGUGAUAGGCGCUUUUGGGUCGGUAUGGACAUGAAAGUGCACGAGAUACGCGACGAGGACGAUACCACGACACGAGUGCUCAACGGCCAUGUUCCAGCCCAUGAAGGUCCUGACAGGGACCACGAUACUGGUACAUCGAAGACGACCGGCGAGACAGUGGCCAACAGCACGGCCACGAUGAACGGAAAGAAGAAGAAAACUUGA